CGCCGGGCGGCCGCCGCUCAGUCAGUGCCGGUAUCCGCAGAGUGAGGGUGUCGCUGGCCGGGAGAGCUCGGAGCCGCCGCCGCUGUAUACACGCUGACCCCUAUACCCCCGCACACACAGAGGAUGAAGGAGUGUAACGGGACCACCGCCGGCCCCCCCGGGGAGCACCCCCAGCCGCCCCGCUCCCGCUGUGCCCGCUUCCUCCGGGGGAACCUGCUGGUGCUGCUCACCGUGCUCGGCGUGCUGCUGGGGGGCGCCCUGGGCAUGGCCGUGCGGCCGCUCUCGCUGGACAGUGCGCAGAUCUCCUGGUUCUCGUUCCCCGGGGAGCUGCUGCUGCGGCUGCUGAAGAUGAUCAUCCUGCCGCUGGUGGUGUGCAGCCUGGUGUCCGGCGCCGCCUCCCUGCAGCCCUCCGCCCUGGGGCGCCUCGGCGGCUGGGCGCUGCUCUUCUUCCUCAUCACCACGCUGCUGGCCUCCGGCCUGGGGGUCUGCCUGGCCCUGCUCAUCCGCCCCGGGGACGGCGCACAGGGGGAGCUCGGCGGGGGAGAGGCCAUCCCGGAGGGCAAGGAGGUGGUGGACUCCUUCCUGGACCUGGUGCGGAACAUCUUCCCCUCUAACCUGGUGUCGGCAGCUUUCCAGUCGUACGCUACAAGUUACAAGCUGGUCAAUGUAAGCAGGAAUGUAUCUGGUAUGGUGGAACUGAAUCAGACCGUGGUCAAGGUGCCGUAUGGCCAGGAAGUGGAAGGCAUGAAUAUCUUGGGCUUGGUGGUCUUUGCCAUAGUCUUCGGAGUGGCCCUUCGGAAGUUGGGCGCCGAGGGAGAGAUCCUCAUAAAGUUCUUCAACUCCUUCAACGAGGCCACGAUGGUGCUGGUGACCUGGAUCAUGUGGUAUGCGCCGAUUGGUAUCAUGUUCCUGGUGGCUGGUAAGAUCGUGGAGAUGAAAGAUGUGAUCCUGCUCUUCACCAGUCUGGGGAAGUACAUCUGCUGCUGCAUUGUGGGGCACGCCAUCCACGGGCUCAUCGUCUUACCGCUCAUCUACUUCGCCUUCACCAGAAAAAACCCGUACCGCUUCCUGUGGGGCAUUGUCAGCGCGUUGGCCACCGCCUUUGGGACCUCCUCCAGCUCCGCCACACUCCCACUCAUGAUGAAAUGCGUGGAGGAACGGAACGGGGUGUCCAAGCAGAUCAGCAGAUUCAUCCUCCCCAUCGGGGCCACCGUGAACAUGGAUGGCGCAGCCUUAUUCCAGUGCGUGGCCGCCGUCUUCAUUGCGCAGCUCAACAGUUACCCGCUGGAUUUUAUUCAGAUCAUCACUAUCCUGGUGACGGCCACAGCGUCCAGUGUGGGGGCCGCAGGGAUCCCGGCCGGAGGAGUCCUGACUCUCGCUAUCAUCCUAGAAGCAGUUGGGCUUCCGACCAAUGACAUCUCCCUGAUCCUGGCGGUGGAUUGGCUGGUGGACCGCACGUGCACGGUGCUGAACGUAGAGGGUGACGCAUUUGGCGCUGGACUCCUCCAGGUGUAUAGUGACCGGACUGCAGAGCCCAGCAACGAUCCCGUGGAUUUAACGGGGGUCAGAGUAAUAAACGCAGAAGAGCAGCCGGAGGGAGACCCCUUAUUGAAGAAGGAUUUGCGUGUCAUGGUGGAUGGCGCCAGCCCCCUGGAGAAGGAAUCUACGAUGUGAGGAAGUGACUGUCUACCUGUGCGGAUGAUGUUACACUGCCCCGGUCAAGGGCAAUUUUAUUUUUUUUAUAUUAAUAUUAUUUUUUAUAUGGAUUUAAAUUAUCGGCGGUGUUGUCAGCGCAACAAGGUGCGUUCUCCUCCAAUCAGGGCCCCUGAUCACCGUUCUGUAAAUGUCUUACCGCAGGCCCCUCCCCUGCCUGCACAAUGCUGCGAGGAGCUGUCGCUCUAUUUUCUACGUCUGUGUGGGUUACGUGUUGUGUGUCUGUAAUAUUAUUGCGGAAGAGUUGUGAUAUUGUUAUGAACUAUGCCGUGAAAGGACCAAAUUGAAGCUGCGGUUAAGCGAUUUGUGUGUUUGUCCCAUAUCCAGAUCCGUGGACACUAGACGUGGUCUGUCAGUGUCUGUGACCAUGGUGAUCAGACUUCAUAUGGGCUGUGAUAUCACUAUGGGGGCGUUCUCUGUCCUGGUGCCCUGAUAACUGGGUGCGUGAGGCUUCGGACUGGAUCACGGCCGCUUAGCGUGGCUCUUAUACUAUAAGGCAGAGGUUCUCAAAUGUAGUCCUCAAGGCAACACAACAGUCCAGGUUUUAAGUAUAUCCAUGGCUCGGCACACAUGGUUAAAUCAAAUUGAGGCGCUAACUAAAUCAUCUGUGGCCAAACAUGGAUAUACUUAAAACCUGGCCUGUUGGGGUGCCUUGAGGACCGCGUUUGAGAACCUCUGCUGUAAGAAUUACUACUGACGUGGUACGUAUAGUGUGGCUGCUGUGUGGAGACACGCACAGAACAGAAGGAUCAGAGUGACUGAGUAAUGUUGUAUCGAAUGAAGUAAAACUCUAAAACCGACAUAAAGGUCUCUGUUGUUGGCUCUCAUGGUGCAUGUAUAAGGUCUGUGCGGAGUAUUGUAUCGUACGGAGGGGGUGUGACGCGCUCUGGUGGGAGAUGUGGGGUUUAUCUUUCUGCUUCCUGGAAUAGUACAUUACAGCCCGAGUCACAGGUUACGUUUACUGACCAUAGAGUCAGAACCUCUCCUUACAGAGCGUCUACCCCAAAUGACAUAUUCACCAAUAAUGUAAUGUUCUCUUUCCGUCAGCUGGGGGACACGUCAUAACCAUGCUUUGGUGAGGGAUGGAGGGGGGAGCACUUACUGGGAUAACUUUUAUAGUACAUAAGCUCAUCUGCUCCAACCCCUCUUCCAUACAUAGAUCUAUCUCUGAGGUUCUCAUGGUACACCAAUGGUGCAGGUUUUAGGUAUAUCUCUGGCUCAGCAUCAAAUUGUCUGAGGUGCUAAUUAAGUCCCCUAUGGCAGAGGUUCCCAAACGCGGACCUCAAGGCACUCCAACGGUCCAGGUUUUAAAUGUUUCCAUGCUUGGCCACAGGUGAUUUAAUUAGCACCUUGGUCAAUUUGAUUUAACCAUCCUUGCUGAGCUGUGGCUAUACCUAAAUCCUGGACUGCUGGGGUGCCUUGAGGACUCCGUUUGGGAAUCUCUGCCCUAUGGAUAAAUCUAAAACCUGGACUGUUGGUGUUCCAUGAGAACGUCUGAUGAAUAUGUAAAUGCUCUCUGGGUUCCUCAGCUUCACUCCUAUGGCUCAGGGCCCUGUAAGAUACAGCCGAGAAACCUCUCCUAUGUACAGACAGCAUCUGGCUCCGGGAAAUGCAGCAGGGGUUGGAAUCUGGUCAGGGAUGAGCAGUGGGGACUGGGUGGGGGAGGCUGGCAGUGGCAUGCGGAGUGCUGGUUUCGGUGCAGGAUGCUGGUUAGAGACGGGCGCUCUCUCAGGAUGGGGCUGGCGGUUCCAGGUGCCACAAUAAGCAGCUUAUCAGGUAGUAGAAAUGGACCAGACCACCUAGGAUGUAGCUGGAUUGAAGGCUCCUGUUUCACCCUAGUGAAUGGGGUGAACAGUAGGGGCAGAUGCGCUCAGUUCCUACCCUCUUAUAAGCGUCACAUGCUGAGGUACGGCGUCUGGCUGAGCAGAAACGCAGAUUCAGCCGGGGAGGAGCCGCGUUGACCAGGCUCAGUCCAGCAGCUGAAGAGCGGAUCUGGCGCUAGCAAAGCUCCUCCCUUCCCUCUCCUCAGGGCUCCAUGUGUAAUUACUGUAAGAUAGCGGUCUGUAUAUGUGCCGUGUGCUACAUCCGGAUCAAUACGGUUACUGUGUGUUUUCCUGGGGACGUGUAUUCGCUGAGGGCAAGUCUGGUGGAGGGAAGUCCAGCACUUCGAACUUUUGUUCAUGUUGUCAGACUAAGGGGGGAAUUCAGACCUGAUCGUUGCUGUGAGUUUUUGCACAGCAGCCAAUCGGGUCUGUACUGUGUAUGCACUAAUGCGCCGGCGUGCCGGUCAACUGCAUUGGUGCAUAGCGAUGGGAUGGUGCGAAAAAAGCGAUCACGAGGUGACUGACAGAAAGAGGCUGUUUGUGGGUGGAAACUGAUUGUUUUAGAGGAGUAUCUGUAAAAACGCAGGAGGGCCCUGGCGUUUGGAGGGAGGGUUUCUGAUGUCUGCUCCGAUCAUCGCAGCGGCUGAGUAAGUCCUGUUCAAAGACUGCACACACUCCUGUUUGUGCAGCUCUCCUGCUCAGCGAAUUCCCCUUCCCCCUGCCGGCGUUCCAGCGCUCUGUAUGCUGAUGUUGGUGUACUGACAUUUGGCAUUCCGAGCGGCGGUAUAGCGUACCAAUCCCCCUUAGAAUGUAUUUUUCUCUGAACAAUACUGGCCACUGCAGGGCCUAAACCUGGGUACACACUGCAGCAAUACCGGCCCAAUACGUUGUUUCCGGCCCAAUCAGAAUGAUGCAUCAGCUGGAUCAUUCAAUGUGUACGGCCAAUCAUCACACUCCCACGGUCCUUAGCGAUAUUAUCUGCACUGCGCGGCCAACUGGACAGUAUCGCAUUGCUGCACUGUGUACCCAGCAUAAGUAUUGCAAGAGACGACGUGUUGAGAGUUCGAGGUUCCUCUGAAGGUCAGGUGGAUGAUUCUGAUGUAGAUAAAUCUGUCUCAUUCAUGGAAGAUAGCGUUGGUGUACACGGUGUAGAUGAUUUAGUUACAGCGGUUUGUCAGGUCCUUGAUCUAAGUGAUAAUGUCAAUCAAGAAAAUGUUUCUACUGAUUUAUCCAGGACCAAAGAGUUAAAGAGAGAACUUUUCCUACAUCAGAGUAACUGCAUUGAUCACAGAGCCGUGUGAAAAUCCUGAGGAAAACAUUCCAGGUGUUACGGCGGUUUCCAUCCAUGUUAGCAAUAUUGCCAUAGAGAACAGUCACCAAUGGGGGUAAUUCUGAGUUGAUCGCAGCAGGAUCUUUGUUAGUAGUUGGGCAAAACCAUGUGCAGUGCAGGGGAGGCAUAAGUAACAUGUGCAGAGAGUGUUAGAUUUGGGUGGGGUGCGUUCAAUCUGCAAUCUAAAUUGCAGUGUAAAAAUAAAGCAGCCAGUAUUUACCUUGCACAGAAACACUAUAACCCACCCAAAUCUAACACACUCUGCACAUGUUACAUCUGCCUCCCCUGCAGUGCACAUGGUUUUGCCCAACUGCUAACAAAAAUCCUGCUGCGAUCAACUCAGAAUUACCCCCAUUGUCUCCCUCCUCUAGACUGUGCCGCCCUUAGAGACCACUCAUCGUAAUUCAGGAAGUACUCGUAGCCAUUUAUAUUGUGGUAGGUGCUACACUUAGACCUAGUAUGGUGAAGAGGAUUGAUCUAAUGGGGGGGGCCUACCCAUGGUGCAAUAUUUCUACUGAUAUACUCCUACUAUAUAGUCCAUUGGGAUACGGUCAUUAGAUUGACAGCACUUUGGUCGACAGUUUCACUUUUUUUUUUUGCACAUUUCUUGAACCUUUUCAUACUUUACGAUCCACAUGGACUACAAUUGGGACCGGUAACCUGUGCUGAGCGCAGCGGUUCGCUCGCCAUGUGAGGGGACACGGUGCACUAAUUGGGGUUUUUUGUCACUUUACGAAGAAAAAAGCCAAAAAAGUUAAAAAAAACAACUCAUGUCGACCGAAUGACCCAUACCCAGUCCAUCUCGGUAGAAAACACAGUGCAUAUCGCACCAUGGGGGUCAUUCCGAAUUGUUCGCUCGCAUUGCACACGCUAAGCUGCCGCCUACUGGGAGUGAGUCUUAGCUUAUCAAAAUUGCGAACGAAAGAUUUGCAAUAUUGCGAAAAGACUUCUCUGUGCAGUUUCUGAGUAGCUCGAGACUUACUCUGCCAGUGCGAUCAGUUCAGUACUUGUCGUUCCUGGUUUGACGUCACAAACACACCCAGCGUUCGCCCAGACACUCCCCCGUUUCUCCAGCCACUCCCGCGUUUUUUCCAGAAACUGUAGUGUUUUUUCGCACACACCCAUAAAACGGCCAGUUUCCGCCCAGAAACACCCACUUCCUGUCAAUCACACUCCGAUCACCAGAACGAAGAAAAAACCUCGUAAUGCCGUGAGUAAAAAACCUAACUGCAUAGCAAAUUUACUUGGCGCAGUCGCACUACGGACAUUGCGCAUGCGCAUUAGCGACUAAUCGCUCCGUUGCGAAAAAAAUAACGAGCGAACAACUCUGAGUGACCCCCCAUGUGUAAACACCUUGCAAUGCCGAUGCGUGGUCCUGCAGGAUCGGCAUUGCAAAGACAAAUAGCGUGAGCAAGUAGAUAAGAUAUUGACUAUAUCUGAGGUCCAUGCUUCCAGACAAAAUCUAGUCCAUGUCGGCUAUGGCACCGCAUGUAUGUGGCAUUAGUCUCAGUUGAUAUAGUCCAUGUCGGCCGUGGCACCGCGUGUAUGUGGCAUUAGUCUCAGUUGAUAUAGUCCAUGUCGGCCGUGGCACCGCGUGUAUGUGGCAUUAGUCUCAGUUGAUAUAGUCCAUGUCGGCCGUGGCACCGCGUGUAUGUGGCAUUAGUCUCAGUUGAUAUAGUCCAUGUCGGCCGUGGCACCGCGUGUAUGUGGCAUUAGUCUCAGUUGAUAUAGUCCAUGUCGGCCGUGGCACCGCGUGUAUGUGGCAUUAGUCUCAGUUGAUAUAGUCCAUGUCGGCCGUGGCACCGCGUGUAUGUGGCAUUAGUCUCAGUUACCUACAGCAGAGGCAAGAGUACUUAAGGGCCCCAUACACUAGAACAAUAAUGCCCAAUUUCAUCCAAUUUCGGACCGAUAUAUUGGGUGAAAUUGGGCAUUUCGGAUCGGCUCCCCUAGAUAGUUAGUGCUGCACUCGUGAUAUGUCUGUUCCCGCAGGCAUGGCUGGGAUUGCAUAUGAUAUAUUGCAUGCAAAAUGUACCAAAUCGUAUGGAACCACUCCCGGGAGAGUUCAAGGGAAAUCACCUCCGACAUCAGCCUCAGACGUAUCGUUGUAGUGUAUGGGGCCCUUAAGAAUCCUGUACAAGGCAAAACCGUGCCUGGUAAAUGAUUGCCUCUUUAUAAAAACAUCCAAGUUCGGCCGGGAACCCGACUUCAUUACAUCCUGCUGUAGAAAGUGAUGGCAGAUAAGAAGCACUUCGCACAUUCAGUAUGGCCUCUUUUUCUUUUCUUUUUUUUUUACCUUUUGUUAACGUCAACCCUAUUUGAUCCUUAGUUCCUUGUAAAUAUAUUCUUAUGUCUAACCAAGCGUGUUUAUAUUGCUCUAUUGUAUUAGCCUCUACCACCUCUGAUGGGAAGCUAUUCCACCUAUCCACUACCAUUUCUGUAAUUUUUCAUCACGUUUCUUUGGAAUCUAUCUCCAUCUAGUUUCACCAUUUGCCCUCUGUGGCCGGAGAGACCCCCAGCCCACGUGGACAAUGGCUGCUGCGGCACUGAAGGGGUUAACCCCUAGUGCCUGGCGCCAUUAUAAGGACAAUGGGCGCUAGGCGCUUCAAAUGCUUUUAAAACUAUUUUAAAGGUGUGCCACGGUCCCGGACCUCUCCGGCGACCGCGGCAGUGAGGGCAGCCCCCGGCGUGCUGAGCAGUGUGUGCGCGCCGGGGGAGAGGGGAACCGCUGCAGCCGGGAGAUCAGCUCCCGCUGCAGCCAUCAGGUGUGCGCCGCCGGAGUCCGGGAGCUCCGCUCCCGGCAGCGGUGAGCACAGCCCCCGGCGCACUAAGCUGUGUGUGCGCCGGGGGAGAAGGAUGAGCCGCUGCGGGUGGGAGCUCAGCUCCCGCUGCAGCGCGCUCUGUGGUUGCCUCUGCUGGGGGGGCCGGGAGCUCUGCUCCCGGCGCCUCAACCCAUCGGAGGUGGCCAGCCGCGGCAGCCGGUACGAACGUCCCGGGCGGCAAGGGGGGUGCGCCGCAGCGUCCGGGAGUUGAGCUCCCACCCGGCACCUCAGUGCUACAAAGGACACAGCCACGGCGGCCGGGACAAGUGUCCCGGGCCGCCGGGCUUCGGAUCCGGGGGGUGCGCCGAGGCCACUGGGUGAGUGCCACACUAGGGAGACAGGGAGAGCCAGCUCCCUGGACCCCAGUGGCGGCCAUUACAGGCAGGCUCGAGGAUGGGGGAAGCCAGCCCCAUACCUCCAGCACUGAGAGAGAGCCCCAGCAGCCAGGCUGCAGGGCUAGGGAAGCUGAGCGCUGGGCACAGUAGUUAAAAACAGAAUAAAACAUUGUUUUAAAUGCAAUAUAUAAAUAUAUUGUGUUAUGAGGCCAGUGCCUGGGAAUGUGGAGCCUGUGCAGGGCACAGGCUCAGUGUAGAUUUAAAGGGAAACACGUGUCUAAAGGAAAUGUAUUUAAAGGUAAAAUGCACUUACUUGGUUGUGUGUCCCAGGAGGGGGGAAUCUCUGGCUGUGCAGGCUGAUGGAUUCUCCCAGACCUUUUCCCCCAAAAACGGAAUGCUUUCCCAUCCAGCCUCACACUUGAAAGGGGCAUUGGGAGAGAGAGAAGAAGAUCAGCUUUGAAACAAGCUGAGUGGUUUUCUGGAGCUCCAUGGAGAUCACCCAUAGUGGCCAGGAAACCUUGACCGAGGAUCUAGGCUGCCCAGCUCUGGAGCCCAAAUCCAGACUGCAGGCAGUGGGCUAGGUCCCGGGCAGGUUUCUGGAAGUCAGUUUAGGCGGGAAAACUUCCCCCAGCCAGACUGAACGGCACCGGGGCGUAUCUUGAUCCUCCAGGAUGGGACAGGCAAAGGAGAACGACCACUCCCCACUGUCCAUAGGGAACAAUGUAGCUGUGCAUGUGACCAAGGCAUGCACAGCCCAUGGGUAAACAUUGAUUGGUUGUACACCACAGGGCGGGCUUACCCCCUGUGGUAAUGUGUAUUGGAGUAGGAUAAAAGGAGGGCUGCUGCCCCAUUGUAUUGUAUUGUACCAUCUUCAUUCUGCUGGAACAUCUUGCUGUAUGCUGUUGCCCCUAGCAAUAGGGAUGAGUCUUUUUUAAGGCUAUUAUUGAGCAAAUAAACAUCUGCCUCAAGA
Molecule: messenger RNA, 8990 nt
Organism: Pseudophryne corroboree (corroboree frog)
Lineage: Eukaryota; Metazoa; Chordata; Amphibia; Anura; Myobatrachidae
Gene: SLC1A5
Product: solute carrier family 1 member 5
Exons: 8
Coding region: 124-1674 (516 amino acids)
Biological process (GO): L-aspartate import across plasma membrane
Cellular component (GO): plasma membrane
Molecular function (GO): neutral L-amino acid transmembrane transporter activity; symporter activity; L-aspartate transmembrane transporter activity
Source: RefSeq, a predicted model, not a curated record